Messenger RNA from Clupea harengus (Atlantic herring), 4421 nucleotides. Its product is annotated as alpha-2-macroglobulin-like. Bases 70 to 4269 code for a protein of 1399 amino acids. NCBI's taxonomy places the organism in Eukaryota, Metazoa, Chordata, Actinopteri, Clupeiformes, Clupeidae. The record is from RefSeq and is a predicted model, not a curated record. Gene Ontology annotation, cellular component: extracellular region. The transcript is spliced from 34 exons. Gene Ontology annotation, molecular function: endopeptidase inhibitor activity.
CUGUUGGAAUAAAAGUGUGUUUAGUGCAGAGCAGCAGCACUGGUGUGUGAGCCUCUCCUCUGCAGAAGAAUGGCCCUCAUCAGGAUCCUGAUUGCUGGGGGGCUGCUGUGCUGCCUCUACUCUCUCUGCUCCUCCACAGGAACACCAGAGCCGUCUUUCUUGGUGACCUUUCCUGCCCUGAUAAGGUCAGAGUCAGAAGCCCAACUCUGUGCCAGCCUCCUGAGUCCAAAUGAGACUCUGCUUAUGUCCAUAUAUCUGAUUAAUGGAGACGAGAAGAAGACUCUUCACCAGGAAACAUCAGACAAGGACUUUCACCGCUGUUUCCAGUUCCAGGCCCCUUCAGUGAAUGAAUACACUGUGCAGAAGAUCAAAGUGGAUGUCAAAGGCCAAACAUCUCACUGGACUUCAGAGAAUCUGGUUAAGUUCAUCCCAAAACCUGCUCCCAUUACCUUCAUCCAGACAGAUAAACCCAUAUACAGCCCAGGCCAAACAGUGCAUUUCAGAGUGGUCACCAUGGACACCAAUUUCAUUCCGCUCAGUGAAAAGUACAACCUGGUGUCACUAGUGGACAGCCGUAGGAACACCAUUGGCCAGUGGCUUAAUGUGACGUCACAGGGCAAGAUAGUGCAGCUGUCUCACGUGUUAAACCCUGAGGCGUCCCAGGGCAAAUACAUGCUGAAGGUAGAAGGUGAACACAGCUACGUAUCACAUCAAUUUCAAGUGAAAAAAUAUGUGUUGCCCAAGUUUGACAUUACGCUGAACACUCCAGAGAAGAUCAGUGUUGGUGCAGAAUUGGUGGUCAGAUUGGUGGUGUGUGCAAAAUACACAUUUGGUCAGCCAGUACCAGGGAAGGCCUCUAUGUCAUUGUGUCGAGACGCUGACGAAACUGUUCCUCAAAAACCUUGUUCUGCUCUAUCAGUAGAGAUGGAUGAGUCUGGUUGUGCCUCUCAUGGCUUCAACAUGUCAGUGUUUACACAACCUGGCUUUGCUAAAAAACUGAGGAACAAGUUCACAUUGUCCGCCACAGUAACUGAGGAGGGAACAGAUAUCAGUCUGUCAGAGAGCAAAGACAUACGAUUGGACUACUCCCUUGGGAAACUCACCUUUGUUGAUACACCAGAUGUGAUUGAGGACGGAGCAGUUAUGGAGGGCAAGAUCAAAGUGACCCACUACAAUGGCACAGGUAUCGCUGACAGGACUGUCCAUCUGUGGAAAGGUGGAAGGUGGAAUGUAAAACUACUGGACCUGAUCACAGACUCUGAUGGAGUGGCCCAGUUCUCUCUCAACACGACUACUAUCACAGGAGACUUUGAGCUCAUCGCAAGCCUCCAUACAGACAUCGAAUCAUACAGACCGUUUCGUACCCCACACUAUGACUCUGCAUUUAAGUCUGUGUCCAGACUGAGACCUGCAUCUUCACACACACCUUCAUCCAGCUCUGUGACCAUAAAGGCUAUAGAUGAGCCUCUUCAGUGUGACAAAGACACACCCAUCAGCAUUAAGUACACCUUCACUGGGGAGACAUUCAACACAGACUCUGUGGAUAUCAUUUAUAUGGUUUUAUCCAAAAGAGAGAUUGUUCACCAUGGCUUCACUGAAGCUUCAGUGAAGGGUUCCCAACCGGUCAUCACGGGUGAGGUGUCCUUCAAGCUGUCUGUCAGUCCUGGGAUGGCCCCCUCAGUGCAGGUUCUGGCCUACUGUGUCUUAUCCAGUAAGACGGUCCUGGCUGGGAGAAAAACCUUCUCAACUGAGAAGUGCUUCAGAAACAAGGUGUCGGUGCAGUUCUCUCCCCCUAAAGCGGUUCCUGGGGAGAAGAGCUCCCUGCAGCUGUCAGCUCAGCCUGGCUCUCUGUGUGGCCUCAGUGCUGUAGAUCAGAGUAUCUUCAUCCUGGAACCAGGGAAGCGCCUGGAUGCCCAGAAGGUCUUUGGAUUAUUACCACACAUUCGUGAUGAUCAUUAUGACGAAUAUUGCUAUUACCAGACUGAUGUUGAAUUCUUUGAAAUUUUCGAGAGAUUGGAACUGAAGACUGCAAGUAAUCUGCAAACCACUAACUGCAAAAAGUCGGGAGGAGAGUGGAUCAUGGGCUCACGGGACAAUUCUCCCAGAGUGGAGUCCGGUGUGACAGUGCGUACAGUCUUCCCAGAGACAUGGAUCUGGGACCUUGCAGAGGUUGGAGAGUCUGGAGAAGCACAAGUCCCUCUCACUGUCCCUGACACCAUCACCACCUGGGAGACUGAGGCUUUCUGCCUGUCCCCCCAGGGCUUUGGUCUGGCCCCACCAGUUCAGCUCACAGUUUUCCAGCCCUUCUUCCUGGAGCUCUCACUGCCAUACUCCAUCAUCCGUGGAGAGACCUUUGAGCUCAAAGCAACGGUUUUCAACUACCUGCCCAAGUGCAUCAUGGUUACAGCGACCCCAGCCCCUUCAUCAGACUUCACUCUGACCCCCUCCUCUGAUGGCCAGUACUCCUCCUGUCUGUGUGCAAAUGGCAGGAAGACCUACAAAUGGACACUGGUGCCCUCUGUGCUCGGACUGAUGAAUGUUACCAUGAGUGCAGAGGCCACACAGUCCCAGGCAAUGUGUGGCAAUGAGGUUGUGUCUGUGCCAGAGAAAGGUCGAAUGGACAUAGUAACACGCCCCCUGCUGGUUAGGGCUGAAGGAAGUGAGAAGACUGAAAGUUUCAAUUGGCUCUUAUGUCCAAAGGGGGGCGCUCUAACGGAGGAGGUGGAUCUGAAACUCCCAGCAGCUGUCGUGAAGGGAUCAGCCAGAGCCUCCGUUUCUGUGCUGGGAGACGUCCUGGGUCGUGCUCUGAAGAACAUUGGCAGUCUCCUGGAGAUGCCAUAUGGUUGUGGGGAGCAAAAUAUGGCCAUCCUCUCCCCAAAUAUCUACAUUCUGCAGUACCUACAGAACACUGGCCAGCUCACUGCAGACAUCAGGGAGAAGGCCACCAAUUUUCUUAAAAAUGGAUACCAGAGGCAGCUGAACUACAAGCACAGUGAUGGAGCCUACAGCACGUUUGGCAGAGGGGAGGGAAACACAUGGCUGACUGCAUUUGUGUUGAGGUCCUUUGGUAAAGCAAAGUCCUUCAUCUACAUUGACCCACACAUUAUUGCAUCUGCCAAGGCUUGGCUUGAAGGAAAACUAAGACCAGAUGGUGUUUUCCAUAUGCAAGGAAAACUUUUCAACAACAGAAUGAAGGGAGGUGUAAACGAUGAUGUAACGAUAACUGCUUAUAUCACUGCAUCAAUCCUGGAGCUGAACAUGUCUGUUACGGAAAAAACGCUGACGUUUCUAAAGUCCUCCGUCAGUGACCUCUCCAACACCUACUCCACUGCUCUACUGGCCUACACCUUCAGUCUCGCUGGAGAAGAGGACAUACGAGCUCAGCUUCUCAAGCGCUUGGACAGUGUAGCAACCCCUGAUGGGAGUCUCCUGCACUGGUCUCAGUCCUCAUCAGAGCAAGCUGAUUCCCUGGCGGUUGAGACGAGCUCUUAUGUGCUGUUAGCUGUUCUCACUAAAACCACACUGACUGCUGCUGACUUAGGGUAUGCUGCCAGGAUUUUCAACUGGCUGGUGAAGCAGCAAAAUCCAUAUGGAGGCUUCUCUUCCACACAGGACACGGUGGUGGCACUGCAGGCUCUGGCUCUGUACGCCACCAAGGUCUUCAGCCCACAUGGAUCCAGCACAGUGACAGUGCAGUCAGCAGGUGGGGACAAACACCAGUUUGACGUGAACCAGCACAACACAUUACUGUACCAGGAGAGGGCGCUGCAGGACGUUCCUGGGAAGUACAGCGUAGAAGUCAAGGGCUCUGCAUGUGCUUCUGUGGGGGUGGCUCUUUUCUACAACAUCCCCACUCCCACUGAGCACUCAACCUUGAGCAUUAAGACUCAAGCCAAGCCUCUGACUGAGGGAGAGUGCAACAAGGCCAAUGGACAGGCCAUGAAUUUAAUCAUCACAGUCCUGUAUGAUGGACCACAGGAGAGCACCAACAUGGUUAUAAUAGAUGAGAAAAUGUUAUCUGGUUUCACACCGGACUCUGCCUCUGUUGAAAGGCUACAGGGCAGCAAACUUGUGGACCGAGUCGAUAAGAAAGAUGACCACAUCCUUGUGUAUCUGUCAGAGGUUCCUAAGGGUUUACCUGUUUCCUACCACCUGACCAUACGACAGGAUCUCCCAGUGAACAACCUGAAGCCAGCAGUGGUCAAGGUGUACGACUACUACCAGACCAGUGACCAAGCUGAGGCAGAGUACUCCUCCCCUUGUGCAUGAGAAGGUGUCCUGAUGUAUUGAAUCUAUAUGUGUGUGUGUGUGUGUGAGUGAACUUUGUUUUUUUUAGACAGCUAAAGAGACAGGGCUUCAAAUGGAAAUUACGUUUCUUUAAAAGAAAUAUGUGUGAAUAAAUGUACAUUUCGUGAUGAGUA